CUGUGCUUGUGUUGUUGUCACGCUGAGAUACUCGCAGGUCAUUCAACUGGCAAUUUCAUUAUUCCAAUUAGUUGUAAUGGCAGAGAUGUUGCGUCCGUUUGUUGUAAAGUUUGUUGCUAGAGUGCUGCUGUUGCUGCUGAUGUAUGUUGCUGCUCUCGUCGAUCGACAAUGCUGCGGCAGUUGUUACUACGAAGGAAAACAGAAUAAAAAAGUGGUCGAGUCCAUCCACAGUAGGAACAAAGAAUCCACUGGGACAAAGACUGAUGAGGGCCAAGCAAAGAAGAAAACGACGCCGGACAGAGUUGACGUUAGCAACACAGAAAUAAAGAGCUUGGUCCUGGGAUCAUAAGAUCAUGGCAAAAUGAAGGACAGAGACCAGGCCGUUGUCAGAGAUGCAAUUCAUUUGAAAGAUGUUCAAAGGUGUUGAAAAAAAUAAGUGCGAGAUGCGUAAUAUUCGAGUGUUGAGAAUAAAGAAAGCGUAUAGGACAAGUGUUGCUCGAGUGGUGACUGAAAGGAACGUGAGAUGCGGCAAAGCUGAAUUCAAUGGAGCGUGUGUGAGUUGGCAAUUGAGCAGGUCGAGUGUUGCAAUGGCGGCGAGCAGUACGUAAGAAAAAAAACAAGUAGAGGAAAAAGAAGUGAAGGAGCGAAAG
This is a messenger RNA of Zychaea mexicana, 650 nucleotides long. RefSeq lists its product as uncharacterized. The record is from RefSeq and is a predicted model, not a curated record. The transcript is spliced from 2 exons. Bases 77 to 349 code for a protein of 90 amino acids. Lineage: Eukaryota; Fungi; Mucoromycota; Mucoromycetes; Mucorales; Lichtheimiaceae.